Molecule: messenger RNA, 1527 nt
Organism: Ectocarpus sp. CCAP 1310/34
Lineage: Eukaryota; Phaeophyceae; Ectocarpales; Ectocarpaceae
Source: the annotation of a GenBank genome assembly
CAAGCAGAGCCUACAAGUAGAGCACAGCCGUAGCGCCUUGGCACAGUUGUUGCUCCUGCAAGAAAUCAUGUUCGCUAGACGAUGUACGGUGCUUACAUCCUCUGCCGUACGAAGAGUUAAGCUGCGGCCGCUGGCGGUGCUAUCAGCACCUAAUUGCCGAGAACUGAGCUCGUCGAACUUGACGAAGAAGCAACAGAUCGAGGGGUUCACGAUCAAGGACCGGAGGCCUCCACGACCUCGUGUUGCAAAGCAAAAGCGGAAGCAGUACCUGGCAGAGCGACAAGCUGCUUUCGAGGCAGAGCAGGAAAAAGCGACAAGUCUUGGUCUGGAUUGGGGUAUCAGGAGUGCCCUGAUUCUGGAGCGCCUCCCCGUGAUCGUAGAGGACUACACUGAUUGGCAGCGUGACUUCUGGGAUCUUCAGACCAAGCAAGCUCACUACGGCGCGAAAUUCCCCGCCGAAAUGGGCUUCAAGUAUGAUGACGAGAAGUCUCUGUCUAUGGAGCAGGUCCUGGAGCAAAGCCCUGUCCCUCUCGCGCCUCGACGGACUCCUGCUGACGAGUCGAACGACCGCACGACCUUGGAUAGGGCACUUGACGAGCGACUAGUGUUGAUCGUCAAGCCUAGAAGUGGGGAUGAGUGGCGUCUUCCUGAGAGUGCAUGGGAGCCGGGAGAGACUAUUCGCCAAACAGCAGAGCGAACUGCACAACAACUGCUACUGAAAACUGCCACUCGGAAGGGUCAGCGGGACGAUGUGGCUCAGCUGCACUUCGUUGGAAACUGUCCGGCUGGCUGGUUCUGGCGCACAGCAAAUGAAGAACAAAGGGGGCAACAUGGGGAGUUUGGAGACAAGGUGUUCAUUAACCGGGUGCAGCUCAUUUGUGGGCAACCAACUGUGGUCAAGAGGCAAGCAGCCGAACACCUUUGGGUGACCAAGGACGAGAUCGGCGAAUACCUCGGAGAAUCCAUGGGCGUGUACUUGAAACAUUUGAUCUAGAACGUUGAGAGAGGCCAAAUUUUGAUUAGAUUUGCUUAGGACAAGGGAUACUGGUGUUUCUCAGGACAAAGUUGAAAGACAAACUACCGCUGAGGGGACGUACGUGUGCGGCGUCCCUGCAGGCUUUUCGUACAUUCGCAAAAUUGGCACUGACGACCUCUUGAUGCAUGUGAAGCCUGACUGCUUGUCAGACGGGUUCCAAGGGGAUCAGCACCAGAGAGUUCAAGAAAAUUCGAGAAAGAGUCCUGUGUUUUUGUGAUCACAUCGACCUCUCUAAUCUCGACCGUGCACAUUGAUUACUCUACCGAUUAGCCGUCGGGUCUUGCGGGAUCUAAGCAUGAAGAAAUUUCAUGAACGCUCUUUCAUGGACAGAGGAUUCCUGCUUUGCAGGAGACUACGACAGAGGUUGUGCCCUGAUUUAAGUUUUGUGGUGAACAAGGUGCAAACAGCGGAGAUUUUGUUCCUUUCGCAAAUGUAUGUCAUCUCUCAGAUCGAACAUGGUGUGACUAAAUUUCUGGUCACGCACGUGCAGU